CUUUUCUUUCAAACAUGGCGUCUGGCGGGAGACCUGGCACACGCUCGUCGGGCCAAGACGCGAUGGACGCCGAAGAAGAGACCUCAGUCUUCGUCUACGACCGCCGAGAGGGAGACUACCCCGAGAAGAAGAUCCAGCUUGGAGGAAUCUUCAAGUUCGAGUCGUUCAAGGCCCGAAUUCGCGAGGUAUUCAAGCUCAAAAAUGAGGAAGAGUUUGUGAUUGUGACAACCAACAGAGAAGAGAUCAAAGAUACAAAGACAUAUGACAAGCUGAUAGAGGAUGGCGACACCCUGUAUAUCCUGAACACUGCGGACCAAGAGCUGGCGGCCCCCACGCAGGAGAGGAUCGACUACCUGCCUCACUACGACACCCUGGUCAAGAGUGGCAUGUACGAGUACUACGCUAGCGAAGGGCAGAACCCACUACCCUAUGCCUUUGCUGAGUUGAUUGACAACGCUCUAGCAGCAACUGCUGACAACGUGGGAGACAGGAAUAUUGAACUUCGCAUUAUUCUGGAUGACAGGAUCGAGGGAGGGAAACACUGCAUCUGUGUCCUUGACAAUGGCCACGGCAUGACCUCUAAGGACCUGAAUGACUGGGCCGUCUACCGCCUGUCCAAGUUCAACCGCAAGGACAGGAGGAGAAGCACGGGUGGGGCUGCACAGUCCGCUCCCCAGGUUACCGUGGAUACACGUACCCGCGCUGAACCCACCGCUGGGGAAAGUGAGUUAGGAUUUUGGAGACCACGGUCCCUGAACAGUGAAAUCUCGUACUUUGGUGUGGGAGGGAAACAGGCAGUAUUCUUCAUUGGAACAACAACAAGGAUGAUCACGAAACCAAAGAACUCCAAAGACGUCCAUGAGUUGGUGAUCUCACAGGAAGAUUUUGAGAAGAAGGAGAAGAACAAGGAAAAGAUCUACAGUGGGUACAUCAGGAACAGGAAGCCUGGCGACACCUCCCACAUCAGUCCAGAGGAAGACCACAUACGGAAGAUCAUCUCCGAAGAAACAGGGAGAGAGAACUUCACAGCUGUGGUGGUGACUAACGUGAACACUGUGCACCUCAAGUUUCUCAAGGACUACAUGAAAUACUGGCCCAAACAACUCAGUCACAUCUACCAUUACUACCUCCAUGGACCACAAGGGAAUACUGCUGCUGCCGAAGGGGGGAAGAGAGCUCGCUGUGACAGCCCUUCCCAGCACAUCCACAUUCAGAUAAAACUCAUCCAGAUGGGCCGCAAAGAGAAGAUUGUGGACCUGAGAGAGUUAGAGGACGACAUGCAGACACAGUACAUCCAGAAAUCUGCAGACAGCUUCGAGUUCAAGGCCACCGUAGAGGGGACAGGAAUAGUGGAAGGAAUCCUGCGGUAUCACCCGUUCCUGUACGAUAGGGAGACAUAUCCUCCUGAUAUGUAUGCUCCACCUGUGGUUGAAGAAGAUGAGGACGACUGUGUAUCAACUGACCGCCCCGCCCGAGGAAAGAGACCCAUUUUUGAGUGCUACUGGAAUGGGAGACUCAUCCCAUACACAUUUGUAGACGAUUUCGAGUGGUGCAGUCCACCCAAGAAGAGGGGGGUGAUCCCAGUAGAAUGUUACAACAGGAUCUCUGGUUGUCUCUUCACUAACGACAAGUUCCAGGUGUCCACAAACAAGCUGACCUUCAUGGACCUGGAGGUCAGGCUCAAGGACAAGAACACCACAUACUCCAUGGUCAAACAGGGACAGGAACAGAGAGCAAAGAUUGACCGUCAGUUUUUUGAGUGGUUGAAGGAGUGCCAUGAGAAGUACGAUAAGCAGGUGAAGUUCUGUGGGUUCGGGGGCUCCAUCACAAGGCCCGAGUUAGCCUCUAAGAAACAGCAGGCUCCUUGGGCCGUCUUCAAGUCUAUCGAGUGGGAUGGGAAGGUCUUCAAGGAGGGACAACUGGUGCGAACUCAGCGUACAGUCCCGAUCAUCUACGGUACCAUUCAGCGAUUCCUGCUCCAUGGCGACUAUGAAGGAGAGGUGUUCGCUACCGGUGGGGAGAUGGAGAUUCGACAGGAGCCGUCUUCCCUAUACGAUGAAGUGAAAGUUCUCCACCUGUCCAAGCUUGACCGCUCCACCACCAAACUACAGGCCAAGAAAUACAUAGAAGAAGAAGAAGCAAAACUGCCAGACAAGGUAGUGGUUAAGUGGCCGGAAGGGGACAGUCUUCAGAACAAUGACAAGAUACCAGCUGGGAGAACAAUAGGUGCCAUGAAGGUGGAGAUCUUUAACCGGAAGGGAGAGGCGAUAAACCGGUUGCCAGGCGGUUCAGGACCGGGUUCGGCUGGUUCUAGGAAACUCCUGGUGGAGCUCAAGAUCAUCUGGCACUCUCCCAGUGGUGACUCCAUCAUUGUGUCUCACAUCAGCCAGCAUGGAGGAAGAUGGCCCUACUGGUUCAGGAAAAUGGAGAAUGUUAAGAACCUAGGGAAACACACCUUAAGACUACAGGUGGUGAUGAACGAGAGUGACAAUACCAUCUUCGCUGGCAAGGAGCUCCCCUCACUCAACAUCAAGUUCACUGUCACAGAGGCAGCACCUGACAAGUUCACAGUAGGUCUGAUGGACCCCCCGUUCCAAGUGGGACAGCCCUUCCAGAUCCCACUGGAGCUACAAGAUGAGUUUGGUCACCCCACAUCUGCUACUAACAAACUACAGCCUGUCUUAGAGGCCAGUGGUCUGGACCUGAGUUACGAGGGUACAGAGGCUAAGGGUUCAACACUUGUCAUUAAGAAGGUUACAGCACUGGGAGAUGUGGGAUCGCACCAGGGAAAGAACUUCAAUCUAAAGGUCACCCUACCAGGAUUGGAGGAGGACACUCAAGUUCUCAAAAUCCGACUCUUACCAGGACCCCCUAGCUCCCUCCAUGUGAAGCCUACUGAUGACAGCCUACAGGUAGAGAAUGGGAAGGAGCUGAGCUUUGAUGUGGAAGUCAGAGAUAAAGCUGGCAACAUCUCAACUCAACCUAAGCUAGAUGUCACAUGCAAGUUCACAGGAAGCUCAGGCCUGCCCACCUACAGUGUAGACUGCAGUAACACAGGAAGAGGUGUUCUCACAGGAGAGCCCAUACAAGUCAGGAACAUGAAGAAGGAACAGUGGCUCAGGGCUGUCAUAUUAUGUCCAAGCUUCAGAGGCAUUCCUGCAAUAGAGAAGAAGGUAGUGGUAACACCCAGCACACGAGCAUCCACCCUAGAACUCUCAUACAUGGACCAAGAAAAGGAGACAGUACAAGUGAGACACCAAGCAAGUGUGACAUGUACUGCAGGGGAAACUCUGGAUGGCCUGACUUUCACUGUACUUGAUGAGGCCUCAAGAAUUCUACCAAUCACAGAGGCCACGGCUGCCAAAAUUAAGGUGAACUGGACACCAAGACUGAACACUAAGGAGGUUCUUAAGGGGAACCUUCCCGCUAUUAAGGUCCCCCUGUCUGUCACCGAGACCAAGUACUGUCAAGUUACUCUACACGACCACUACCCUAUCGAACUGGGAUUCACUAUAAGACCUCAGGCAGGUGAGGGAAUUCACCUGAGGUGCACCUGUACAGGUGAACAGGUGCUGAGGUAUGGAGAAAUGCUGCAGGGAGAUAUUCACAUCACUGUGGUAGAUACACAUGGCAACCCUACCAAGCUAACCCAGGGAGGUCUGAAGUACCUGAAUGUUGAGGCUGAUGGACUGGACACAUCUGCUUGCAGCAGGUCACUGGGGGAGAAAUCAGACCACUUUGUCCUGAAGAACAUCAGGUUCCACAGUGAAGGCCCCCUAGGUACGAAGGAGCUGUGCGUGACGUGGAGAGACCUGCAGGAGUUUGUGAGGCUUGUGAUAGUGCCUGGCCCACCUGUAGGCAUGGAGAUCAUAGACUGGCCAGAAGAUGGGCCAUUGAUGGUGUAUAACGGAACUGAGUUUGACAAACCGCUAGUGGUUCAGUUGAUUGAUGCUGCCGGGAACCCGUCACAAGAGUCUGGGGUCGGAGUUCAACUGGACAAGGACAAAGGAUUGGAGCUGACACCAUCACCCCAGUGUGUGAAGACUGAUGCCAGCGGUCGAGCCAACUUUGGGAUCAUGGCUGCCUCAGGAAAAAAGUAUGUUGUGACUGAAGAGACACCUCCUGUUGCCUUUGUAUUUGAUCCCGAUCCUAUAAAGGACACCGACAAAAAAGGACACUUCUAUUUCAGGGAUAGGAGAGUACCAGAAAAGUCUGGUAUCCACAGUAUUAUGUUCCAGUACAAUGUGUCGAGACAGAACAUCAUAUACAGCAACCUAAUUGCCAUCAAUGUCCAGCCUGGUGCACCAGUGAAGCUGGCCCCUGAGUCGGCCCCUGGCACACCUACUGUGUCCAACACUGCACGGUCAGCCAGCAGGACACUCCUCAAGCAGCUCAAACUCGUCUUAAAGGACCAAUAUGAUAACCCAGCAGGUGAACAUGUGAAUGGAGAAGUAGUAGUACGUGUGGCAGGAGAGGAAACACAGGAGGAGGAGGUACCACAGAUGGUGGGGGGGAGCAAGGAGAUGACUGUGGAGCUGGUCAGGGGGGUCGCGCUUGUACAGAAUGUAACCAUGCAGCAGAACUCCCCAGGUCGAGACGGGAAGCAGUACUUCCUGCAGUGUUCCCCCAAGAGUCUACAGCUGUCCAGAACCAACCCUAUUCCUCCCUUCAACCUAUCCUUCAUGUUUUACAACAAUGUGCGUAAGCAGGAAGAGAUGGCGAACCUAACCCGUGAGAAAGACGCCCUACUGCAGACCAUCCGCACCUAUAAACAACUCUUCGACACCACACAACAGCUCAUCAGUGAGAUGAAAAUAUCUGUGCAUGAGGCCAAGCAGUCUGAGCAGUCCCUUAGAAUGGAGUUGAGGAACCAGGCAGUACCAGCCUCAUGUCUGGAGUCUAUAGAGAAGGUAGAUGAGUUACUGGGCAUCAGGAUGCAGGAGAGGGAUGAAACCCUGAACAGUCCCCGCAGACAGUGUGGACUCAACCCUGCACCGAAAGGGGACCAGGAAAUCCUUGGAAAGAUCGGCCACCUUGCCCUGGUGGAAGACGAUGACAUCGCCCGUGUGCUGUCCUGGCACAUGGCUAGCGACAUGGACUGUGUUGUCACGGUAACCACCGCCAAGGCCAAACAGGUCUACGCCGGGUCGCACGGUCGUCAGCAGGUCCUGCCACUGGACUCCAUCUACAGACGCAACCUCCCAGACUGGAAUAGACCACUUCCACAUCUAAGAGGUAACAGGACCAACUUUGUGACGAAGGGGAACCCAGUCUACGCACGAGACAUGCUCAUCUUUCCUCAGGACCCUGACAACUGUAAACUGGUGUUUGGUAUGCUGCUUGGAGAAACAGUUAUUUUGGACUCACUAGACGAUGCCAAUGCCUACAGACAAGAGGUAGUGAAGAUCACCCACUGUCCGACCCUCCUGACCAGAUCUGGGGACAGGAUCAGGAGUAACGGGAAGUUUGGGGGGGUGCAGAACAAGGCCAUACCUGUGGAGAAGAUGAAGGGCGCCAUAUUUGGUGCCCCCCUCCCACUCGCAUAUCAUGCUUUGUGCACACAGAUAGAUACACUAGAGAAGUACAGAGAAGCCAUGAUCAAGAGAAUAAAUGCUGAGGACGAUCUGAACUUCCAGCUGGAAGCAGAGGAACUCCCUGAGAAACAGCAGCAGAGACAGGAGCUACAGGAGGCACAGGAGCAGUUCAAGGACAUCGAGAAAAGACUUGGACUGAAACCCACAAACUUUGGCAACCCAACACCCCCCACAGAGAGAAGGACCAGAACAGCCAACAAUGUACGCAGUCAGCCACCCCCGCCAUACGAGAACGAGUCCCCACCAAAGCGACUACGAUCAAACAAUCGCGAUUCCCCUUCCACCGUGAACGGUUACGGGUCAAGCUCAGGGUCCGACACGCCCACCAGAACCUCCGCGAGACGAGCUGCAAUGGCGGCCAGCGCGGCGGAUAUUCCAGUCAUCAAAAAGCAACGUAGAUAAUACUUUGGGACGUCGCUGUACUUUUCAGUUAUCUUUUAACAAAUGAGAGUGUCACGGUUUGCAGAAAAAAAUUACGAUUUUGUUUUUCAGUGUACACUUUAAAGUGCUAAUGUCACCAAAAUUGAUAAGUUUGUGAAUUCAAAUUAAGCCAUAACAGUAUUUUCGAUGAACAUACUAUAGACAUUUGUACAAAAUGUACACCAUUUGAAAAACGUUUUUCUUUGUGAAGCAGAAUAGCAAACUUUCUGAAAACUUACAGUUGUAUGCUGUACUUAACAAUGACUAUGCAUUGUUUGCUUUGCAAAAGAGCAUUUUUCGCAACUUGAAGCACUAUAGGUUCUGAACUGAAGCGUUUUCUUUGACAUUGCAAAAAAUGAUAGGAAUCAAGAACUGUAACUAAGGUUUGUAAAAAAUGAUGUCCAAUAGCAUCAGAAGGGUGAUGUUUAAUUUGUACUGACAUCUUUGUUUAUUGAACAAUAUUGAUGUAACUAGAAACUGUUGUAUUUUCGUGCCAUUAGUGACAUUAGCACUUAAACAGAAUACAAUGUCAAUUUGCAAAACGCAGUAUAGACAGAUUCAUUUGUUAAAAGACUGAUUAAUACAUCUACCUACUGUAUUGUACAGCAUUCUUGUUGAAAACAUUACAGUUGAAAGGCAGCUCUCUAAUGAACUUGAAUUCAUAAACCUUCAGACUGCUAAGGUAGCCGUUUGUCACUGAAUUUGUAUUAGUUAUGGGGUUAGGUGGCAAGAAGAGGGUUAAGUAGAACAUGACUAUGGUUUAAGUACAGUACUUGAGAGAAUAUGUUCAAGU
Branchiostoma floridae (Florida lancelet) is the source of this 6807-nucleotide messenger RNA. RefSeq names its product structural maintenance of chromosomes flexible hinge domain-containing protein 1-like. The transcript has 48 exons. The record is from RefSeq and is a predicted model, not a curated record. Lineage: Eukaryota; Metazoa; Chordata; Leptocardii; Amphioxiformes; Branchiostomatidae. Gene Ontology annotation, molecular function: ATP binding; protein binding. Bases 15 to 5996 code for a protein of 1993 amino acids. Gene Ontology annotation, biological process: chromosome organization; double-strand break repair. Gene Ontology annotation, cellular component: chromosome.